UGAAUAUGCCAAGCGCUAGCUGCUACACGUGGGCAUUAGCAGACAGAACGCCAGAGCAGCAGUGCUUCCACAGCAACAGAAACCAAGCAUCUCCAUCCGAAAAACGCAUCUCAGUCCAUCUGAAAUCAGAUACACUGAACCCUGCACGACAGUAACUAGCUAAGAUCAACCUUCAACCAUGAAAACUAGACUUGGCUGUCUUUCCAAUAAAUCAGACUCCUGCAGCGACUUCUCUGAAUUUUUACCUCCAGGACCAGAGAGAUCCACAAGAUACCUGAAGUUAUCCACAGAUGAAGUGACAAAAUGGGCAGACUCCUUUGAUGUUCUUCUGUCAAACAAAUAUGGCCUGGCAGCAUUCAGAGCUUUCCUUAAAACUGAAUUCAGUGAUGAGAACAUUCAGUUCUGGUUGGCCUGUGAGGACUACAAAAAGAUCAAAUCUCCUGCAAAGCUGGUGUCCAAAGCCAACAAGAUCUACAAGGAAUUUAUUGAUGUUCAAGCACCCAAAGAGGUGAACAUAGACUUCAGAACCAGAGAGGAGACCAAACAGAAACUUUUGGAACCAACAUCCACCAGUCUCAAUGAAAUCCAAACCAAGGUCUACAGCCUAAUGGAGAAGGACUCCUACCCUCGCUUUCUCCGAUCAAAAUUCUAUCAGGAGCUGCUGAACCGAACUCAGAUGCACUGUCAGAGGAAAUCAGUCUAAUGAACCAUCAUCUCCAAGAUGUUUUACUUUCAUGGUUAAAACUUAUUGAGACGUUAGAACAAAUGUUUACUGUUAUACAUACUGAGUUUUCUGAUUAUGCAUUGUACUGUAGAACUAUUAGGCUAGUUUGCACUUGUAUAGACAACAAUGAAUCAUGUUACUACCAUGUGAGACGUGAUCUUCUGCCUGAUAGUUAUAGGUGGAUGUAUGUUUGUAUAGGUCAACAGUGAGCAUGUUUAUAGAAUUGUUUGGAUAUUCUGUACUGCGCAGGUUUUUUACCCAGAGUAUUAAAUACAACAUUUAGUAACAUUAGGUUUGAAUUCAAACGUCUAUUCACAAUAUAAAGGUGAUUCCUCUUAUUUAUAUAUUCUUUUUUUAAUUAUUUGGCCAAAACACAUGACUGAUUACCCCAUUUUUAAAUGUUUAUACAUUUGUUUGUCAGUAUUUAAUUGUUAAUGGGCAUGUUACUUGGUACUUUACUAUUAAAGACUAAAUUAAGUAAA
This is a messenger RNA of Trichomycterus rosablanca, 1206 nucleotides long. RefSeq names its product regulator of G protein signaling 8 (gene rgs8). Lineage: Eukaryota; Metazoa; Chordata; Actinopteri; Siluriformes; Trichomycteridae. The record is from RefSeq and is a predicted model, not a curated record. Bases 179 to 703 code for a protein of 174 amino acids. The transcript has 5 exons.